Penicillium verhagenii is the source of this 2994-nucleotide messenger RNA. Its product is annotated as Sec23/Sec24 family protein. NCBI's taxonomy places the organism in Eukaryota, Fungi, Ascomycota, Eurotiomycetes, Eurotiales, Aspergillaceae. Gene Ontology annotation, molecular function: SNARE binding; zinc ion binding. The coding region runs from base 1 to 2994 and encodes 997 amino acids. The transcript is spliced from 6 exons. Gene Ontology annotation, biological process: COPII-coated vesicle cargo loading; endoplasmic reticulum to Golgi vesicle-mediated transport; intracellular protein transport. Gene Ontology annotation, cellular component: endoplasmic reticulum exit site; COPII vesicle coat. The record is from RefSeq and is a predicted model, not a curated record.
AUGGGCCAGGCAGACGAGGACCCUUCUAACCCUCAACCUCAACACUCGUCCCAAUAUCCUACUGGUUAUCCUCCUACCGCCCCUCCACAGCCUGGAGCUGCCUAUCCCAAUGCCUCACCUAACCAGUGGUCCGCAUAUGGCUCCCCACAACCACUGCAACAACCAUAUCCCGGACAAACCCCGGACCUCGCGUACAAUGCCGCGCAUCAGCCCAUGGCCGCGGACCCAAACAUAGGGGGGUUGGUUUCUCAGAUGGGUGGGUUGGGGGUGACCGGAGAACCAGCAGGAACGAGGGCACACCGAAAGAAGCAUCGUCAUGCUCAUCAUGAUAUUGGGGCCGGCUCGGCUGCCCCGACACAACCAUUCAACCAGGCAAUGGGCGCGGAGAGUAUGCAACCUACAUCUCAAUUUCUCAACACCGGCUUGAACCCAGCGACGCGACCUUUGUCACCAGCCGUGGGCCAACAACUGGGACAUCCAGGACAGCCAGCCCCCGGCUUCACUUCACAACCAGGUCUUGAAGGUGGGCCGGGAUCGGUGGCCACACAGGGCCGCGUUGACCCUGAACAGAUUCCCAGCAUCCCUCGAUCGCGCGACAUGCCUGCUCAGUACUACUUCAACCAUGUCUACCCGACCAUGGACAGACAUCUACCCCCUCCAGCGGCGAUCCCGUUUGUCGCACAGGAUCAGGGCAAUGCCUCGCCCAAGCAUGCCCGCCUCACCCUUAACAACAUCCCCGCAACCUCCGAUUUCCUCUCACAGACAGGCUUGCCAAUGGGUAUGAUUCUGCAACCACUCGCUCCUUUGGAUGCUGGGGAACAGCCAAUUCCGGUACUGGAUUUCGGGGAAGUUGGGCCCCCACGAUGCCGCCGAUGCCGUACCUACAUCAAUCCGUUUAUGUCCUUCCGAUCGGGCGGUAGCAAGUUCAUCUGCAACAUGUGCACCUUCCCCAAUGAUACUCCGACUGAAUACUUUUCACCUCUGGAUCCAUCGGGAGCACGAGUCGACCGGACGCAGAGACCAGAGUUAAUGAUGGGCACCGUAGAGUUCCUGGUACCGAAAGAAUACUGGAAUAAGGAACCCGUGGGACUACAGACUCUCUUUUUGAUAGACGUGAGCCGCGAGUCAAUUCAGCGUGGUUACCUCCAGGCCGUCUGUGGAGGAAUUGCGGAAGCCUUGUACGGUGACACUGCUGUAGAGGGGGCCGAGGACUCUGCACGCAAGCUUCCGGCUGGAUCGAAGGUUGGCAUUGUUACUUUUGACUGCGAGGUGCACUUCUACAACCUUACAGCGACCUUUGAUCAGGCGCAGAUGAUGGUGAUGACUGACUUGGAAGAGCCAUUCUUGCCGCUGAGUGAGGGUCUGUUCGUGGAUCCGUACGAAUCAAAGUCGGUGAUCACCUCGCUUUUGAGCCGGAUACCCAGUCUUUUCGCGCAUAUCAAGAACCCAGAGCCAGCAUUACUCCCCGCACUAAAUGCUGCAUACUCGGCAUUGCAAUCGACAGGUGGAAAGAUUAUCUGUUCCUUAGCUAGCUUGCCUACGGCAGGCCCUGGGUCACUGGAAAUUCGAGAGGAUCCUAAAAUCCACGGGACUGAUGGAGAACGCAAGUUGUUCGGCACAGAAAACCCAGCUUGGAAAAAGACCGCAAGCAAGCUGGCUGAGGCAGGUGUUGGUGUCGAUUUCUUCCUUGCGUGCCCCGGUGGCACUUAUCUUGACGUGGCAACCAUCGGGCACGUUUCGGCCACGACGGGAGGCGAGACUUUCUUCUAUCCCAACUUCCACGCACCUCGAGAUUUAUUGAAGGUGCAGCAAGAGAUUGCGCACACGGUCAAACGAGAGACUGGUUACCAAGCAUUGAUGAAGGUUCGCUGCUCGAAUGGCCUCCAGGUGUCUUCAUACCACGGGAACUUUGUCCAAAAUGCUCUUGGUGCCGACCUCGAAAUUGGUGGCAUCGAUGCCGAUAAAGCGAUUGGUGUGGUCUUCAGCUACGAUGGCAAACUCGAUCCCAAGCUGGAUGCGCACUUCCAGGCUGCAUUGUUAUACACAUCUUCCGACGGACAACGGCGGGUUCGAUGUAUUAAUGUCGUAGCCGCUGUCAACGACGGUGGAAUGGAGACCAUGAAAUUCAUCGACCAAGAUGCCGUCGUUGCAAUUAUCGCAAAAGAGGCUGCAUCCAAGACACUUGACAAGUCCCUCAAGGAUAUCCGCGCGAACAUACUGGAGAAGACAGUUGAUAUUUUCAGCGGCUACCGAAAGAUCUUCUCGGGAUCGAACCCUCCCGGUCAAAUGAUCUUACCAGAGAACUUGAAGGAGUUCUCGAUGUAUAUGUUGAGUUUGGUUAAAUCAAGAGCAUUCAAAGGUGGCAACGAAUCAUCCGACCGCCGAGUUCACGAUCAACGCAUGAUCCGUUCAUUUGGUUGCACCGAACUCUCUCUUUAUCUCUAUCCUCGUAUCAUUGCCAUCCACAACUUGCAACCCCUCGAUGGGUUCCCUAAUGAGCAUGGCCAACUUCAGAUCCCGCCGUCGCUACGGGCUACCUUUUCCAAAAUCGAGGAAGGCGGUGCUUAUUUGGUGGAUAAUGGCCAGAUAGUGUUACUGUGGUUCCAUGCACAGGUCUCGCCGAAUCUCUUGGAGGACCUCUUCGGGGCCGGAGAAGUCUCUCUAUCGGAACUCAGCCCCAACACAUCUUCUCUACCCGUGUUGGAGACGCAUCUGAAUGCUCAGGUUCGCAAUUUACUACACUACUUCUCUACUGUGCGCGGUUCCAAGAGUAUGGCGAUCCAAAUGGCCCGACAAGGAAUGGACGGGGCCGAGUAUGAAUUCGCGCGUCUGCUUCUGGAAGACCGCAACAACGAAGCGCAAAGCUAUGUGGAUUGGCUAGUGCAUACACAUCGGCAGAUCAAUCUUGAGCUGGCUGGGCAUCGGAAGAAAGAAGAAUCUACGAGCGAAGGCGCCUUGGCCAGCCUGUCGGCUAUGCGAGCACCGUAUUGGUAA